Messenger RNA from Melopsittacus undulatus (budgerigar), 1810 nucleotides. RefSeq names its product keratin, type I cytoskeletal 12. The record is from RefSeq and is a predicted model, not a curated record. Lineage: Eukaryota; Metazoa; Chordata; Aves; Psittaciformes; Psittaculidae. The coding region runs from base 7 to 1527 and encodes 506 amino acids. Gene Ontology annotation, molecular function: structural molecule activity. Gene Ontology annotation, cellular component: cytoskeleton. The transcript is spliced from 8 exons. Gene Ontology annotation, biological process: epithelial cell differentiation; intermediate filament organization.
AGCACCAUGGCCCUUUCUGUGCGCACAAGCGGUGCAUCCCGGCAGUUCUCUUCUCGGAGUGGACUUGGCGGAGGAUCCCUGCGAAUGUCUGGCUCUAGCGGUGGAGCAGGCUUUGGUGGCAGCGGGCUUGGGUUUGGUGGUGGAGCUGGUGGAGGCUUUGGUGCUGCUUCUAUGCUUGGCUCAGGCUCUGGCUUCAGUGGGGGUUUUGUGAGUAGCUCAGGUGGAGGCUUUGGGAGCUUAAGCAGCGGCCUUGGUGGAGGCUUUGGUAGUGGUUUAGGUGGUGGCUAUGGCAGUGUCUUAGGCAGUGCUUUUGGUGGGGGGUUAGGAAGUGGCUUUGGUAGUGGCUCAGGAUCUGGUUUUGGAGGUGGGUUUGGUGGUGCUGGGGAUGGUGGCCUUCUUUCUGGCUCAAAAAAAGAAACAAUGCAGAACCUCAAUGACCGCCUGGCUGCUUAUCUGGACAAAGUACGAUCUCUGGAGGACGCCAAUACUGAGUUGGAGCGCAAAAUCCGCGAGUGGUAUGAGAAAAGUGGCCCUGGCACUGGUAUCCCUGGAUCUGGGAUUGAUUACAGUAAAUAUUAUCCUAUCAUUGAAGAUCUUCGAAACAAGAUCAUUAAUGCAACUAUUGACAAUGCAAGAAUCAUUCUGCAGGUUGAUAAUGCGAGACUGGCUGCUGAUGAUUUCAGACUCAAGUAUGAAAACGAGCUGGCUCUUCGCCAGAGUGCAGAAGCCGACAUCAAUGGUCUGCGCAGAGUUCUGGAUGAGCUGACCUUGACAAGAGCUGACCUGGAGAUGCAGAUUGAAAGCCUGAAUGAAGAACUGGCUUAUCUCAAGAAGAACCAUGAAGAGGAGCUCCAGGGCAUCCAAAGCAGUGCAUUUGGCGAAGUCAGUGUUGAAAUGGAUGCUGCUCCAGGAACUGACCUGACCAAGCUUUUGAAUGACAUGAGGGGACAGUAUGAAGUCAUCGCAGAGCAAAAUCGUAAAGAGGCUGAAGCAUGGUUCAAUGAAAAAAGCGGGGAGCUGAAAAGGGAAAUCUCCACCAACACUGAGCAGCUUCAGUCAGGAAAGAGUGAGAUCACAGAUCUAAAACGGACUCUCCAGAGCUUGGAAAUUGAAUUACAAUCUCAGCUUGCCAUGAAAAAAUCCCUUGAAGACACUUUAGCAGAAACAGAAGGAGGUUACUGUGCCCAGCUUUCACAAAUGCAGCUUCAGAUUGGGAACCUGGAGUCUCAGCUGUUCCAGGUCCGGGCUGAUAUGGAGCGCCAGAAUGCAGAGUAUCAACAACUCCUGGACAUCAAGAGUCGCCUGGAAAUGGAGAUUGAAACCUAUCGCCGCUUGCUGGAUGGCGAGAACUCAGGACAGGGAGUUACCUUUGAAAGCUCAUCCUUGACAGGGUGCAAAUCUCAAACUCAGUCACUGGAUUCUUCUCAGGAUCCUACCAAAACUAGAAAGAUCAAGACAAUUGUCGAAGAGGUGGUAGAUGGAAAAGUUGUUGCAUCCCAUGUUAAGGAAGUUGAAGAGAAGGUAUAAGGCACAAUCUGCUCCUGCAAAAGAUCCAUUCACUCCACGACUUUGCAAAGACAAAAUGGAUAAAUGAUUUUGUUCUGAUGUAUGAAGUGAUAAAAAAUAGAUUGGCUUUUUACUAAGAUUCUUUCACGUAACACAAAGCCUGCAGCACUUUCAUUCUUAGCCACCAUGCAAUGUAAUUUCUGCUUCAGCCUGUUGGUGUGACCUGUUGUAUUUUCACAGUGCUCUUUAAAUAUAUCAAUUCUUUGCUCAGUAACUGGACAUAUGAAGCACACAUCAGGCAUUU